AUGUCGGCCGAGUAUGCGGCUCGCAUGGAGGUGCUCCAGCGCCGGCGCGAGGAGCUGACGGCGCAGCGGCAGGCGGUCGAGAAGCGGAUGGCGCUUCGAGAGGCCACGGCCGCCGAGUUCAGUGCCGUGGCGCUACAGAGCUGCCGCCAGAAGUGGAAGGCGCAGCGCAGCUCCGCCAUCGCCGCCCAAAAGCGCAACGACGAGCUCGCGCGCUCAGUGCGGGGGGCGCAGAGGCAGGUGCACGAUGCAUGUGCCAAGCUGCAGGGCGACCAGUCCCGCAGCGGCGCGCUGCUGGCGCAGGAGAAGGCGCGCUACAACCGCCGCAUCGAGCAGGUGUACCCUGCGUGGCAGGAACAGCUGCAGCGCCAGCGCGUGCAGAAGCUCCGGGAGCUCGAGGACAAGAAGAGGGCAGUCGAGAGACGAAGAUACCUCGCCAAGAAGAGUUUUGAGAAGGAGCAGACACUGGACGAUUUGAUCCGGAAGACGCGCCAUGAGGUGGAGAUGGCUGAGAACUUGGAACAGAACGAACUGUACGAAAGGGAGUUACUACGCACGCAGACCAAGGAAGUUGACCAGAACAUCCGCGAAGUGGCCCUGGAGGCUAGGAGCCACCUCCAGCAACAAGCAGCGAAGCACCUUGAAAUGAGGCCUGAACUCGACGAGGAGCUUGCAGAAAAAUUGUCUGAAACGUUCUCGCCACGGAAUACCCUACGUGCUCUACGAGAAGGCAGCAGCUCGCUUGCAUUCGAGGAGAACCAACAGUAUGAAGAAGAGAAACCUGCUCGUCAGAUCCGCGUGGAGAUUCCAGCGCGGAUGAACACACCUACACGGUCUUACUAUCCGGAUGUAACCCACCCGGGCUCAAGCCAAGUAUUUUACACUGAUGACGGCGAGUUCCACGGCGACUACGUUGAUGAGAUCGCAAGCGAGUUCGACGAUAGACCUAUCCAUUUCGGUCUCGGGUGGAAGUUCAAGUACCUGGUGAGCGUCAUGCUGGGCCAGAACCUGGAGCCCCUGGGCAAGCUUUCCACUGGUGGAGAUUCCGAUGAAGUCGAUGCUGCGAAUCAUGAAACUUCUUCAAGUGUUGAAGGUGAUACCGUGCUGAAUGCAGACGACGUGAGCACCCCAACCCAGCCACCGACUGAAAGCAGUACAGACCUGCCUUCUGAGAAACCAUUCGAGACGAAAUCCGUGGUUGCCGAGUCAAUGGACAUCAAGCAAACUAUUGAAGUUGCACCACGCGCACCAUUAAUAGUUGACGUCGAGGAAGAUCAAGCGACCGAGGAGGGCCCCAACGACGAUAAAACUAGCAGGAUCGACUCCUUCCAUGACACCAAUGCCAUAGCCGACACGAGAGAUACAAGUAUUACGACUGUGGUUACUACCCCUACGCUGGAUACGGUUGAAAACUCACCAGUUCAGGAAGCAGCAGCAAGCAUCAACGACGAAGUUCCGGCAGAACUACCAGAAUCUCCACCAGCGUCAAUUGCUUACGCCACCGAUUUGUUGGAACCGUUUUCACCGGCAGCCUCGACGCCAGCCAAUGCACAGUCGACCGAAAAUGAAAUGCUGCUAACAAGUAUGCAAAGUGACGACUUCGACUUCUCGGAAACCAACGACACCAAGCCUAUUGAAGAAGUUGCAGACACGAAACCAAUCAUACCAGCAGAUAUUGAAGAAAAGCCCACUACAGCUAGUAUCACGGCCGCCAUAGAUGCUGUUGAGGCUCAUGCGAGUCCUUCGGAAACCCCAGCUCCGGCGGCAGCAUUGGAAGAGACGAUCACUGUAUCGAUCACAGAAAAGUUGUCGCCAGUCGACCGUGUGAAGGCACUUGGAGCUCUGAUCAGCCGGGUGGAGGAGGGUGCAACUGAAGGAGAUACGCUGGGCGGAUCUACAGACACAGGUUCAUCAAACGAGUCAAAACGCGACCUGCUGAAAAUGGCGGUGGGAGGACGGAAAGCGCAGAUUGCGUUCUUUGGCUCCGAUAUUUGCUUCGAGCUAAUCCUUGACAUCUCGCGAGACCUUGGACCAGUGCUCUUCCCACCGAAAGCAUUUGAAGGAAUCAUGAACGACCAAAAGAUUCGCAAACUCCACCAGAGCAACAAGGAAAAACAACUUGAUCUGUGGAAAGCAUUGUCAGGUCAUUUGAAGCAGCUCGUGCAGCUGAAGGUGAUAUCAUCGGCUGCGCUGGUGGAUCUGUUUGUUGCUGCAUUCCUGGCUCACGAUCCUGACAAUCAGCGAUCCCAGCGAAAGCUCCGUGAAUUCCUAGGGACCGUGUGCGGAGGCGGUGGGGGUGGCAGCGGCAGCCGGACCCCGAGCCCACGGAAAGAAACCUCGCGAGCUUCUCCGUCGCCUUCCCCACCCAAACAAGAGCAACGCUCAUCAAGUCCAGAGCCGGCCAAGACCACCGAAUCCGAAGACAGAAUCGGGACUCCGCAGCUCCUGCAAACAGCUUUCCUCCAGCGGCAAAGCCCGCCAAAACCCAAGGUGUUCGGGAUCGCGUCUUCAAGCAGCUUCAAGGACAGGUCAAGCGGAUCUUCCGACGUGCUGGCAUCGAUGAGCGCAGGCCCCAUGAAGCUCUCCCAAAAGUUGAUGAGCGGUGGCAAGAUGAACGACUACUCCGAGUUCGAGGAGGAGGAGGAGGUGGACCUGCAGAACCUCAUCGGCACCAAGUCGGCCUUCGCGUCUGCAUCGUCAAGCAUGGGCAGAGGCUCGUACCAAGCCGCCAAGGCGUCCACCAUGGGCAACUCAGCGCAGAAGAAGAAGGCGGCAGUCGAGGAAGACGACGACUCGUUCGACGCCGACUUUUAG
This is a messenger RNA of Phytophthora sojae, 2811 nucleotides long. RefSeq lists its product as hypothetical. The record is from RefSeq and is a predicted model, not a curated record. The coding region runs from base 1 to 2811 and encodes 936 amino acids. NCBI's taxonomy places the organism in Eukaryota, Oomycota, Peronosporomycetes, Peronosporales, Peronosporaceae. The transcript has 16 exons.